AUGUCUAAAGUCAUGUUCAAGACACUUCAACAACAUGGAUCCCAAAGUACAUUUAAUUUCUUUACUUUCAAUAAUCUAUGGGUCUAUAUUUUGAGCUUUUGCUUUGGUUUCUCAAUGUUUUUCUUUGCUGGCUAUCAUUUUAAACUUAUAAUUUGCAAUACCACUACCAUUGAAUCUUUAGAUAAGGAGAGAAGAUUAUAUGAACAACAUCACUGUGAGGCUCCCUAUGAUAUUGGUGUAUUGAGAAAUAUUAAAUCAAUACUGGGAGAUAAUCCAAUUUUAUGGCUUUCCCCUUUCCACAUUGAUUAUGAGGGAGAUGGAUGCCAUUAUCCAUUGAAAUCAUCCAACAACUAUGAGGUUGUUGCUUCAGUUGAUAAUUAA
Molecule: messenger RNA, 381 nt
Organism: Naegleria gruberi
Lineage: Eukaryota; Heterolobosea; Eutetramitea; Acrasida; Naegleriidae
Exons: 1
Coding region: 1-381 (126 amino acids)
Source: RefSeq, a predicted model, not a curated record